UUUUCGUUUUUUAAAGUGUAACUGAUCGAUCGCUGUUUUCUCUCGAAGAUGUCUAAUUAUAAAUUAUGGCUAGCGCUUGUCAUAGCGCUGGUCACAAUUGUGGGCAACAUUGCUGCAGCGCCGGAAAUUGCCUCAGCUGAUUUACCUAUGGAAGCGCGAAAUGGCGGCGGUGACUCAGCUGAAGAUGACGCUCUCAUUGCCACCAGCUACGUAUUACCCAAUCAGAUCUUCAACGAUGGCAAGCCAUAUUAUGCCAGCAAAGAUCCUAUUUCGGGUCAGUUGGACUUUAGCGCAAAGAAGCCGGCAGGCAUUGAAACCGCUGUGAAUGAGGUGAUUGACCCCAAGGAGAAGAUUGUGCUUAGCAGCAAUGCGCCGAACAUACAUGAUUACCUUAAUUUACCGGUGAAGUAUUCAUCCUCAAAAUUCGUGUAUCCACUGGUUUCGAGCUCCUACGCAAAUCUGAAGUAUCAGGGUAGCAAUAAGAAUUAUAUAACAAACAAGAAACCGACAUCAGUGUUGGCCACUCCAGUGACACCUGCACCAAGCCAAAAUUAUUAUACAAUACCGACGACCAAGCUGAUGGCGGUGCCACCUACUGCGCCAGGUUUGCAUAGCAGCAGUGCUUCCACUUCAACUGCCACCACCACCACCACAACUACUACAACCACUACCACCACUACUUCAAAGAAGCCCACCACCAGCGCUACGACUUCGACCAAGCCUAGCAUCACUUCCACAUUACCCCCAGCUCCAACCACGACCGCUACAACCACAACUACUUCCGCUACAACCACAACUACUUUUGCACCUAGUUCGCCCAAGUAUACCACCUUUACGCGCAAGCCUUUGCCCACACUGCCUUCGACUAGCACUCCGCUAGUGACUGACAGCAGCACACGCAAAAAAUUUAUACCAACCAAGAAAUAUACCACUUCAACGUCGACGACCAGCGCCACGACAGCUACACAUAUGCGAUUCCCUGAUCAGCCAGCUGUAAACACCACCACGCCACCAAAACCAGUGAGCGGCAGCACUACCGGGUACACUACGCGUCCACCCUUGGGCGCUGGUAGCACAAUUGCUUCUCCGCCUAACACUAACUUUGUACCGAGCACAAAACAACCCAUACUCUUCACCGAGAAUCCCAACGGACAGUUAACUUCGGCAUUGCCAACACCAGUAAACACUCGCGUACCUGACCUCAACAUCGCCGAUGUCUAUCAGACACUUGGCCAAAAGAAUACUGACCAGAAAAUUGAGCAGAAACCAUCAAUGUCGCUCGCUGAUAUAUUUAAUAGCCUCGCUGAGGAAGAAUCUGCAGUGGCUUCACAAAAUCAAGCUGGUCAGGGCUUCGAUGCACAAGGCAACUAUCAGCAACCGAUUUCGCUCUCAAAGCCAGCACCAUUCGCAAUGCAACAACAGCGUCCGCCACAACUGUCCACACAUCCAACGUAUCCCACAUACGGCACCACACCGCUUCCAGGCGGCAAUACUGAUCAGAAGGUAAUAUCUGGUAGUCAGGAGAACUACAGCGGCGAGUACGUAUCUUAUCAAGUACAACAACCGAAUGUUAUGCAAUAUCGUCCAAUACUCGGUGCUAUCAACAACGUCGUUAUAUCACCCGGUCAGCAUUCCGCUUCGUUUGUGCUAGGAAGUCAGCAACAAGUAGGCACAGCUGCCUUUGGUUCGGUAGAGAAGGAACCGUUGUUCUCAAAGGAACCACCAGUGCAAUACGGCACGGUAAUCAACGAGGAUAUAAGCGCACUAAAACGACCUGGACAGGUGUCUCCCCAACAGAGCGGCACGUUCCCUCCAGCCCAGGGUGUCUCGAAUUUCCAUCAAAAUGGAAAUUUUGGCGGCAGUGGUGCCGGUCCUACGCCACCCUAUGUACAACGUCCACUUGGCACAAAUUCACCAGUCGCUGCCAAUUACCCUGAGGAACCGCCAGCAGCACCAUCUCCAUACCAACAAUUGCCGCUGAUUGGCUCAAAUAUGCGUCAACGUAAACCAACUAAGCCACUCGCUUUACCACAGAUAGCUCCUAGCAGCUACCAGCCAGCCGGGCCGACACAUACACCUGUUGGUCAACCGCCAAUAUCGACCGAAAAUAGCAAGGCACAAGACACCAAAGAAUUGCUCGUUUCCACAAACAUUCGCUUCCCAUCGAAUGAAGAGCAGUCCGCUGAAGAAAACUCUGUACCCGUAGUUGCUGUUCCACCUGCUGGGCCACAGGUCAAUGGUCAUGCACAGCCGCUGAGUCUACAACAACUUCAAAAUACUAAUAAUGUUGUAUUUCCCAAGGGUGGCGAAGAGGGUGUUGGUAAUGCGGCCAUAAAUGCUGGAAGCAACGACAUUCAGAUCCAAAAACAUGAGGUGCUUACUAUGAACCAACACAAGCAGAAAUUGAGCUUUCCAGCAUCUCAGCCGGAGCAGAAUACGCCGUCACAACAUAUGGAGCCGCCACCACGCUUUCCCCCCACACUUUCCAACGCCAUUCCCGAAAACAGCGAAAUCCACAAACGUCCUCAGCCCCCAAAUAGGCCUUUCGGUCCUUCUUCCUCAUACGCUUACAACGAGUACACACGGAAGCCAAUACCCGGUAUAUCACGCCCGAACCUAGAGCGACAUCUACCCAACAUAUUGCCACAGUUCCGUCCCAAUGCUAAGAUUUCAUCUGGUCAUCCGCACGCACAGAACUUCAACCAAGAACCUGGAAAUAUUCGCAUUUCGGGACAACCUCUGAAACGUCCAAACAACUCGCCGCAGUUCGCUCACCGCCGUCAACCACUGCUGCAGCAACAACAACAUCGUUACCCGCUCAAUCGUGCCGCUGAUUUCGGUGCAGGUGCGCCACUGCCCACCGAUGCCAAUCGUCGCGUUUAUCGUUUACCACCUUAUGGCGGACAGGGCGUGCAAUACUUAGACCGCAUGUAUCCAAGACGUCCACUACCUUCGUCCCAACGUGUUGUCGAUAACUAUGAAAGACAUGCGGCUGCAUCCAACUCUGAAGUUUAUAAAACGAUUAUGGCGCCCGAACGUUUGGCCGCUUUUGAAGAAGAAGAUUUGGUGAUCAACGAUCCGCCACAACCCGUUUCGCCUGGCCAAGAAGAUAAAAUAGUUGACAAAACGAAACUUGAGCCAGUCGUUACACUACAGAUGCUGCAAUCACAAAAGAAACCUCUAUCCCUGCCCAGCGAUGAUACCGGUUCUGGUGAAAUUCAAGUAACCGCUGCUUCAGAACAAACGGAGCCACAGAUUGAGAGCGCUGCUGGUCAAAAUGGACUCUACGUGGUAUAUCCGUCAAGGGGUGAUAAAUCGAGUCCUCAAGAGUUAGGCGACAUCAAGGAGCAAUUACCAGCCAUUGCACAUGUGGAACCACCUACGGGAAGUGAUUAUCAAAACACACCAUUCUCGGUGGUGCGUGAUCAGCCACAAGAGCCUAUACUAAAGAACAAAAAGCCGCAAUCGCUUCAACAACAAACAAAGUUGCAACAGGCGAAAGAUAAGUUCCCGUAUCCCAUUGAAAAGCCAGACUUAUCCUAUUCGGAGCUUAACACUGCCGCGCAUGUCCCUGUGAUCGCACCACGUAUCAUUAGUGGCACGUACGGUGUUGGUUCACCGGAUACACCAAUCGCAAUAGCUUACAGUCCAACAGAGCCUAGUCCAUACCGACGUGUGGGCGUCAACAGUGCACAGCGCUUUUCGAAUGUCAAUCUCGCCUCAUCCGUUAUCAGCGAAAUACGUACCGAUACACAAACCGAGGAGGGACUCAGCAAUGAUUUUGAUGUGCGCGGCCAGAAUCUAGAAAAGAAUUUCAUGGCACCAUUCUAUCCGAGCGUAAGCCUCGGCACGGCUACCAAUGCGCCAUUGAACGGCUGGAAUAUAUUGCCUUCGACCACAGAAAAUUCUAUCUAUGAAAAACACAACAUCAACCGCGCCGAUGUUGGAGAGCCUGCGCCCGCCGAGUUGACCGAAACGACAACAGCGAAAAAUUUUGAAAUUGAUAGUUUCCAACCCGAACUGCAAGGUGGAUUCAAACCCAUCUACCCACCAGGUUAUAAACUCGAAGAAGAAGUGCAUGAGUCUAAAGACAUGUUUGCCAAUGAAGACGAUAAACCAUUAGCGCUAGCCAGCUACAUGCGUCCGGAAAACAAUAAAGAAGCAGCAAUCAGCACGACUUCAACUAGUUCAACAACGACCAGCACUACAGCCAAACCCAAGGUAGACAGCACUGUUAGACCGAAGCAAACAAUUGCGGCUAACGGUUCAACAAAUAGCACCGAUGCCAGUAGUGCGCCACACUCCAGUAACUCAGCAAGCACGAAUGCAACCAAGGCGCCUGCUGCAGUCGCUACCACACCUGCGAAAAAGAAGACGACAUUCGAGACUAGCCUGGCCGCUUUACUCUUCGGUGAUGAUGAGGAAUUCGAGAAUGGCAGCGAAGCAAGAAAGCAGCAACCGAUACAAGCGACCGUCGAAACCAAAGCGAUUAGUGCAGGGCCGCGUGCGAAUGCGGGUGCGCCACGCAUGGGUCCACGCAGCCUUAAGAUCAGAUAGAUCAACUGGAUAGGCAGGGCGGCGUCAAAAGCUGAAGAAGUAACAUCGAACAAAGGCACAUACCCUUCGAAUUAUUAUUUAAAUUAUUAGGCAUUUAGUACAUUUAAAAUCCUUUUAGAAAGUGGAAAUUGAGGAAGCAGGAAGUUACGAAAUUAGAGCUUAGUUUAGUGUUUUCAUUAUUUAUGUACUCCAACUGGAGUAAUGUGGAAAUCUAGUUAGUUUAGUUUAUUGCGUCCUAUAAUAAUGGGAUUGAGUAAUUCCAUUAAGAAUUUCAAAUUCGCCUUAAUAACACAAUUUCUGCACAAAUACAACACUAACAAACAUACGCACCACAUCCUAGCAAGAAAAAUAAGAUUCGCUCAAUUAGUGGGCCAGACAAUAGCAUUUAUAUCUAAUGAAUUUUGCGAGUCUAAUUCGAAAAAAAAAAAUAUAGCGACAGGUAGGCGAUAUACCCAAAAAAAAAACUAUGCCUAACUGAGGUGGCAUUCAUGAAUGGGUUGUUUUCUUAUUAGACUCCCGAAUCGUCGAGUUACAAUUAUAUCAUAUUUAAAAAAACACAGAAAAAAGUAUAUUAAAAUUCAAAACUAAAAACUAUAAAUAUCUUAAGCCUUGUUUUCACUGUGACAUUGUUGACGGCAUGAUUCUCCGAAAAGUUUUGCCUUAACCCUAUUCCCGUUAUUCCCUGCUGGAGCUGUUAAUGCUGUGGUUUUUAAGCAGACAUUUAAGCAGUGCAUAUAACCGCGAGAUAACGUAAGCGACAUUUUUUCAAAAUUUACUUUUUUAAGUAUUUAGAAAUCUUUCUGAGAACUCUUAAAGCAUUGCUGCAUUUAUUCACUUAAUUGUUGACUAAGGUCAACGAGUUUGUCGCAGUGAAAACAAAUAUUUAGAUAAAAGUUGUCAAUUAACAAAAGAAAUAAUGCUC
Messenger RNA from Rhagoletis zephyria (snowberry fruit fly), 5479 nucleotides. RefSeq lists its product as uncharacterized. The record is from RefSeq and is a predicted model, not a curated record. Lineage: Eukaryota; Metazoa; Arthropoda; Insecta; Diptera; Tephritidae.